Phytophthora nicotianae INRA-310 is the source of this 213-nucleotide messenger RNA. RefSeq lists its product as hypothetical. Bases 1 to 213 code for a protein of 70 amino acids. The transcript has 2 exons. Lineage: Eukaryota; Oomycota; Peronosporomycetes; Peronosporales; Peronosporaceae. The record is from RefSeq and is a predicted model, not a curated record.
AUGAAGAAUAAAUCUCACAAGUGGGGCACGAAGCUAUUUAUGAUGUGCUACUCCACCAAAGCCUACUGCAGUCGAACUACGAACAUGUAUGGAAGGUUCAAAGUUUACUUAGGUGCCAAUGAAGCGCUGACAGACUACAAGUCGGGCCCAGCAGCAGUCAUCCGCAACUUCGGCGAGGUGUUUGUGUCAAUGGCUCAGGAUCUUGAGCUAUGA